GCCUGCAGAGGAGCUGGAUGUUUACUGAGGGUGAAACUACGGAAAGGAAGCGACAUCUGGAUUAACACCAGGUUUACUCAGCAAACUCUUUCCUCUCCACUUGAUCCAGUUUGGCUGUUUUUACCUGCAGGGGUCAAAAUGUCUCUGAUGGACCUGGAGAGGCUGAAGAUGACGGGGGCAGGUCGGGCCAUGGCAGUGCUGACCAGCGGGGGAGAUGCACAAGGAAUGAAUGCUGCUGUCCGAGCCGUGACAAGAAUGGGCAUCUAUGUCGGAGCCAAGGUUUAUCUUAUAUAUGAGGGAUACCAGGGCCUGGUGGACGGGGGAGACAACAUCAAACUGGCUCACUGGCACAGUGUGACCAACAUCAUCCAACAGGGUGGAACUGUGAUAGGAAGUGCGCGAUGCAAGGCCUUCACAACCCGGGAGGGGAGGCUCGCCGCGGCGUUCAACCUGGUGACAAAAGGCAUCACCAACCUGUGUGUAUGCGGAGGAGAUGGCAGCCUCACUGGAGCGAACAUCUUCCGCACUGAGUGGAGCGGCCUGUUGGAGGAGCUUGUUCAGAAAGGGAGGAUCACAGACACUCUGGCCAAGCAGCACAACCACCUGAAUAUCGUGGGACUUGUGGGCUCCAUUGAUAAUGACUUCUGCGGCACAGAUAUGACCAUCGGAGCUGAUUCCGCCCUGCACCGCAUCAUGGAGAUUAUCGAUGCAAUCAUGACCACUGCACAAAGCCAUCAGCGCACUUUUGUUCUUGAAGUCAUGGGGCGACACUGUGGAUAUCUGGCCUUAGUGUCUGCUCUGGCUUCUGGAGCAGACUGGCUCUUCAUUCCAGAGUCUCCUCCUCAGGAGGGCUGGGAGGACCGUAUGUGCAACCGGCUAGAAGUAAGCCGCACCAAAGGAUCCAGGCUUAACAUUAUCAUCGUAGCAGAAGGAGCCAUUGACAGAAAUGGAAAGCCCAUCUCCUCAACUUACAUCAAAGAUCUGGUGGUAAAGAGGCUGGGUUAUGAUACCAGAGUGACCGUACUUGGCCAUGUACAGCGAGGAGGAACUCCCUCUGCCUUUGACAGGAUUCUGAGCACUAAGUUGGGUGUGGAGGCGGUGGUGGCUCUGAUGGAGGCCUCUCCUGACACCCCCGCCUGUGCCAUCGGCCUGUCAGGUAACCAUCCUGUUCGCCUGCCUCUGAUGGAGUGUGUAGAGAUGACUAAGUUGGUGCAAAAAGCCAUGAAUGAGAAGAGGUUUGAUGAGGCUGUGAAACUACGUGGAGGGAGUUUUGAGAACAACUGGAACAUCUACAAGCUUCUUGCCUUUCAGAAGCCAUCUCAGUCUCAGAGCAAUUUCUCCUUGGCUAUUCUGAACGUUGGAGCUCCAGCUGCAGGAAUGAAUGCAGCUGUGAGGUCUGCUGUGAGGUUGGCGCUCGCUCAUGGUCACAAGGUCUACGCUGUCCAUGAUGGCUUUCAAGGACUCGCCAAAGGAGACAUUUUUGAGAUGGAAUGGCACAAUGUGGCGGGAUGGACUGGCCAAGGAGGUUCGCUGCUGGGGACAAAGAGAACUCUUCCAAACAAACACCUAGAGAAGAUAGUGGAAAACAUCACCAACUUCAACAUCUCAGCUCUGCUUGUCGUUGGAGGAUUUGAGGGCUAUGAAGGUGUGCUGCAGCUGUUUGAAGCCCGCAGUCGCUUCGAUGAGCUCUGCAUCCCCAUGUGUGUAAUCCCAGCUACCAUCAGCAACAAUGUCCCCGGAACCGACUUCAGCCUGGGAGCAGACACGGCCGUCAACGCUGCCAUGGAGAGCUGUGAUAAGAUCAAGCAGUCUGCCACUGGGACCAAGAGACGAGUGUUUGUGGUGGAGACGAUGGGUGGAUACUGUGGCUAUCUGGCAACCAGCGCAGGGAUAGCUGUGGGAGCUGAUGCUGCCUACAUCUUUGAAGACCCUUUCAACAUCCAUGACCUGACGACCAACGUGGAGCAUUUGGCAGAGAAGAUGAAGAAGGACAUCCAGAGGGGUCUGGUGCUGAGGAAUGAAAAAUGCCACGAGAACUACACUACAGAUUUCAUCCACAGGCUGUAUUCCUCAGAGGGAAAAGGAAUCUUUGACUGCAGAGUCAAUGUGCUGGGACACCUGCAGCAGGGAGGAUCCCCUUCUCCUUUUGAUAGAAAUUUUGGCACUAAGUUGGGUGUGAGGGCUGUCCAGUGGAUUUCAGAGAGGCUGACUGAAAACUACAGACAAGGUCGGGUGUUUGCCAACUCACCGGACACAGCAUGUGUGCUCGGCCUCAACAGGAAGGUCAUCUCAUUCAGCCCCGUCACCGAGCUGAAAGAGGGGACUGAUUUUGAACACCGGAUGCCAAAGGUCCAGUGGUGGCUAAAGCUUCGUCCAAUGCUCAAAAUGUUGGCCAAGUACCAAACCAGCUUCUGUGAAUAUGUCCCGGGAGAGAUUGAACAUGUGACCCGACGCUCCAUAAGCAUUGACUCUGGGUUUUAGACUCUUUAACGCAGCAGUAUUCUCUUUGCAUUUGCUAACUUUUGGCCUACAGACACUUUAAGACAAAACAAAUCAAAAAAAUAUUUGAAAAUGUUUGCAUUCUUAUGUCAUGGUAACUACUGAAUAUUAAAUAAGGCAUGAAAUGCAUGAUAAACUCAAAA
Molecule: messenger RNA, 2642 nt
Organism: Cheilinus undulatus (humphead wrasse)
Lineage: Eukaryota; Metazoa; Chordata; Actinopteri; Labriformes; Labridae
Gene: pfkla
Product: phosphofructokinase, liver a
Exons: 22
Coding region: 139-2481 (780 amino acids)
Biological process (GO): fructose 6-phosphate metabolic process; fructose 1,6-bisphosphate metabolic process; canonical glycolysis
Cellular component (GO): cytoplasm; 6-phosphofructokinase complex; membrane
Molecular function (GO): monosaccharide binding; AMP binding; fructose-6-phosphate binding
Source: RefSeq, a predicted model, not a curated record